AUGGGUAGAAGAAAAAUUGAAAUUGAACCUAUUACAGACGAAAGAAAUAGAACUGUCACUUUCAUUAAAAGAAAAGCAGGUUUAUUCAAAAAGGCACAUGAAUUGGCCGUAUUGUGUCAGGUUGAUGUGGCUUUAAUUAUAUUAGGCCAUAAUAAUACUUUCUAUGAAUUUUCUUCAGUCGAUACAAAUGAUUUAUUAGAUCAUUAUCAAAAUGAUAAAUCCAUGUUACACGAUAUUAGAGAUCCAAGUUUUUAUGGAAAAAAUUUUGCUAAAAAGAAAUGUAUUCAUAAUCAUGAUCAUGAUCAUAUUACUACUACUACCGCCACCAUUAACAACAGCACAAAAACAACAGCAAGUGCUGAUUCUAAUCCAAAAAGUAUGACCAACCACAAAUCCAAGAGAUCCUUAAGUUUAUUAACAAAUUCCCAUUCUAAUCCUAACCACUUAAAUAAAAAAUUUAGAGUUGAAUUAAAUAAUACUUCUCACCCUAUCAUGACUAAUAAUAGUUCUAACACUGUAGGCACCAAAAAUUCUCUAUCAAAUGUUAUUGACUCAAAUUCUUCAUCCACUUCAAAAGAUGCAAAAUUAUUGUCUUUGCUAAAUUCAGAUUCCAAUUCCAAUUCCAAUCCAUCUUCUCUGUCUUCUUCCAAUUCACAUAAAAAAUCAUCUUCUCGUCCAAUUUUAAGAGUGCAAAUACCACAUAGCAACAUGACAAUAAACAAUACCUCAAAUAAUAACACAACAAGUUCAGCUGAUUCCAUCAAAAAUGAAUUCUCCGAUAUUAAUCCAAAUGUCUAUGGUAACACGUCUCCACAAAAUUAUAGAAUGUUGUCUUCAGACAUAACAACUAUAAAUAAUCAACACAUUAACCUUUCGAAACAAUCAAGUAUUUUAAAUAAAAAUUCUGAUCCAUCAAAUUUACUGAAGCAUAACCAAACCAACUCAACUAACACUACUGAUAAUGCUUUAAAAAUGCCGAAUAGUAGCACUACUUUCUCCUCUACUAAUGGCCUUCUACCGCUCUCCGCUAUGUCUCCGUAUAUUGCCACACUUUUACAAAAUUCUAACUUUCAUCCCCCAUUGAUCAGAACAAACACUAAUAAUAUAAUAACUACUACCACUGCUUCCACCAAAACAGCUACUCCAACAGAUACUCAGAAUGGGAUUAAUAAAUUUGGUUUAAAAUUGAAUAUAAAUAAAAUAAAUUCUUCUCAAAAAUAUCCUCAACAAAACAUACCAAAUAAACCAUUAUCUUCUAUAUACUCCCUUGCAUCCACUUCCAAUUCUUCUCCUCACAAUGGAAAUGCUUCUAAUAUCAACAGUAAUAAUAACAAUAACAAUAACAACAAUAACACCAGUAAUACUUCUUUAUUAUCAGGUCCAUUAUCUUCUAAAUAUAUCAACGAUCUGAUGAUUCCAUCACCCACUGUUUUCUCGAAUUGGAAUGUAAACUUAGGUAUACAGAGCGCAGGAGCUAAAUUGACAGUACCUCCUAAUCCUAUUCGUCUUGCUAAUAAUACUAGUAUUGCAAGCACACCAAUAUCUAAUUCUAAUAUAGGUACUACUAUUGGCGCUACUAACUCCACUAUCAUAAAUAACAAUAGUAACAAUAAUAGAAGUAAUAAUAUGAAUGAUGUAUCAUCCUCAUCCUCAUCCUCGCUAGUAUUAGUGGCACAAGGAUAUGAUUUAAAUAAUGGUAAUACAGGGCUUACUCCAUACAUAGGAAUUGGACAGACCCCGUUGACUAAUAGAUUCUUCAAUUUUUCAACAAGUGACAUAAAUUCACCAGAUACACAGGUUAGAAAGAAUGAGACAUUAACUACUGCAACCACACCAACCACUAAUACUACUACUAGUGUUACCACUACCACAAAUAUUCCUAAUAAUGUAAAUAAUAUAAAAACAGAGAGUAUAGAUACUCCUACACUAGAUAAAGAUAAUAAAAAUUGA
Arxiozyma heterogenica is the source of this 1950-nucleotide messenger RNA. It is a transcript of the gene RLM1, whose product is annotated as Rlm1p. Lineage: Eukaryota; Fungi; Ascomycota; Saccharomycetes; Saccharomycetales; Saccharomycetaceae. The transcript has a single exon. The coding region runs from base 1 to 1950 and encodes 649 amino acids. Gene Ontology annotation, biological process: positive regulation of transcription by RNA polymerase II. The record is from RefSeq and is a predicted model, not a curated record. Gene Ontology annotation, molecular function: RNA polymerase II cis-regulatory region sequence-specific DNA binding; DNA-binding transcription factor activity, RNA polymerase II-specific; protein dimerization activity.